AUGGAAUGGGAUAAUCAGCAGCAACCCAAUAAUCAUCAAUCUUCUAAUCUUCAUGGGAUCGACGUUAAUGGCGGUGGUUCCGGCGCCGGAGGAGGAAUGUACGUGAAGGUCAUGACCGAUGAACAGUACGAAACUUUGAGGAAACAGAUUGCUAUUUACGCCACCAUCUGUGAGCGACUCGUUGAGAUGCAUAAAACCUUAACUGCUCAACAAGAUCUUGCAGGAGGGAGAUUGGGAGGUCUAUAUGCAGAUCCAUUGAUGUCAUCUAUAGGUAACAAGAUGUCUGCUAGACAAAGAUGGACUCCUACACCAGUUCAGCUUCAGAUUCUGGAGCGUAUAUUCGAUCAAGGAACUGGAACACCGAGCAAGCAAAAGAUCAAAGACAUAACCGAAGAGCUGAGCCAACACGGUCAGAUUGCUGAACAAAAUGUCUACAAUUGGUUCCAGAAUCGACGUGCUCGUUCCAAGAGGAAACAACAUGGUGGUGGUGGUUCUUCUAGUAACAACAAUGGUGAAUCUGAGGUAGAGACUGAAAUUGAGUCUUUGAAUGAUAAGAGAAAGAGACCAGAGAGUCUUCUUGUUCUUCCUGAUGGAAACAAUAAUGCCAUUGGGACGACAACAACAACAACUAGUCCUAGGCCUGAAGAUCUUUGCUUUCAAAGCCCUGAGAUGAGCUCAGAUCUUCACUUGCUAGGAGUUCUAUCAAACCCAAGGGAUGAUGAGCAUCUUGUGGGAAAGAUGGGCUUGUCUGAAAGCUACAACCUUUAUGAUCAUGUUGAAGAUUAUGGCAUGUCAGGCUGA
Messenger RNA from Arabis nemorensis, 801 nucleotides. NCBI's taxonomy places the organism in Eukaryota, Viridiplantae, Streptophyta, Magnoliopsida, Brassicales, Brassicaceae. The record is from the annotation of a GenBank genome assembly.